UGAUGGCUGGCAGGGUGCCGGUGACUGAGAAUCAGCCUGAGAGUCAGCUCGACAAGUCAUCAGAGAGCCACAAAAAGUUCAGUAUGGACGACUUUCAGAUUGGCCGUCCUUUGGGUAAAGGCAAGUUUGGGAACGUCUACCUGGCCCGUCACAAGGAGACCAAGUACAUCCUGGCCCUGAAGGUUCUCUUCAAAUCCCAGCUGGAGAAGGAAGGAGUGGAACAUCAGCUGAGGAGGGAGAUCGAGAUCCAGUCUCAUCUCAGACAUCCAAACAUCCUCCGCAUGUUGAACUAUUUUCAUGACCGCAAACGUAUCUACCUGAUGCUGGAGUUCGCCCCGCGGGGAGAGCUGUACAAGGAGCUGCAAAAAUGUGGUCGGUUCAAUGAGCAGAGGAGCGCUACGUUUAUAGAGGAACUUGCAGAUGCUCUCCAAUACUGCCAUGAGAGGAAGGUUAUCCAUAGGGACAUCAAACCGGAGAAUCUUCUGAUGGGGUACAAGGGGGAGCUGAAGAUUGCAGACUUUGGCUGGUCGGUUCAUGCCCCCUCACUCAGGCGACGCACUAUGUGUGGCACACUGGACUAUCUGCCGCCGGAG
Staurois parvus is the source of this 593-nucleotide messenger RNA. The record is from the annotation of a GenBank genome assembly. NCBI's taxonomy places the organism in Eukaryota, Metazoa, Chordata, Amphibia, Anura, Ranidae.